AUGUCUGACGGAAAGGAGAGAGAGAAUCAUGUUUACAUGGCCAAGCUCGCCGAACAAGCUGAGCGUUAUGAUGAAAUGGUUGAAAGUAUGAAAAUGGUUGCAAAACUAGAUGUUGAACUAUCAGUCGAGGAAAGGAAUCUGCUCUCUGUUGGGUACAAGAAUGUGAUCGGUGCACGAAGAGCUUCUUGGCGUAUCAUGUCUUCCAUUGAGCAAAAGGAAGAGUCAAAAGGAAAUGAGAACAAUGUUAAGCUGAUUAAGGGUUAUCGCCAGAAAGUCGAAGAGGAAUUAUCCAAGAUUUGCUAUGAUAUUUUGUCCAUCAUUGACAAGCAUCUAGUUCCCUCUUCUGGUUCAGGAGAAGCUACUGUUUUCUAUUACAAGAUGAAAGGUGACUAUUUCCGCUACCUUGCUGAGUUUAAGACUGAUCAAGAAAGAAAAGAGGCAGCUGAUCUAUCACUCAAGGGCUACGAGGCAUCCACUGCUAAUACAGAUCUACCUUCAACCCACCCUAUCCGUCUUGGUCUCGCUUUGAACUUCUCCGUGUUCUACUACGAGAUUAUGAAUUCUCCUGAGCGGGCUUGUCAUUUGGCUAAACAAGCUUUUGAUGAGGCAAUUGCUGAGUUGGAUACUUUGAGUGAAGAGUCUUAUAAAGACAGUACCUUAAUUAUGCAGCUGUUAAGAGACAACCUCACUCUCUGGACCUCUGAUUUGCCUGAAGAUGGAGGUGAGGAGACUGUCAAAGCUGAGCCUGAGAGUGAAGAACCUAUCACAGCACAAUCUAUGGUGAAAUUCUCUUCUUUAUUCUUUUCAUCCGUGUCGAAACAGUCUUCUUCGAUAACUAAAAUCGUGUUUUGUCUUGCAGAGUUGAUUGUGAUCAUCAAGAACAACAAUACCAUGAAGCAAUUUGUGUUAGCCACAUUCUCCCUCAAAGGGUUUACAUUUCCAGUUUCUGAUCAAAUCAGAGCAGCAUGUCUGUAG
Molecule: messenger RNA, 975 nt
Organism: Fraxinus pennsylvanica
Lineage: Eukaryota; Viridiplantae; Streptophyta; Magnoliopsida; Lamiales; Oleaceae
Source: the annotation of a GenBank genome assembly